Vigna unguiculata (cowpea) is the source of this 1942-nucleotide messenger RNA. Its product is annotated as ribosomal RNA processing-like protein. The record is from RefSeq and is a predicted model, not a curated record. Gene Ontology annotation, cellular component: nucleus; preribosome, small subunit precursor. Gene Ontology annotation, biological process: rRNA processing. NCBI's taxonomy places the organism in Eukaryota, Viridiplantae, Streptophyta, Magnoliopsida, Fabales, Fabaceae.
AAAAAUCACAAUUCAGUCCCGCAUUCAGAUUGUUAAAACCCGCAGCGGGCUGCUACCACCGUACCUGUUAGGGUUUUGUUAAAAGAAGUCGAAAGGCGUUGCGACGGUGAACGCAGCAGCAACUAGGGUUUGUGUGUUGGGAAUGGAGGAAGAGCAUGCAUCCCAGGUGGGUCGGUCUCUGAUCAAGCAGCUUGCGUGCUGCAACAAAACCACCAGAGAGAAAACCCUUCGCCUCCUCCUCAAAUCGUGGCUUCCUUCGCAGUCCCAACCCCUCUCAAACGACGACGCCAAGAAGCUAUGGAAGGGUCUUUUCUACUGCAUGUGGCACUCCGACAAGCCCCUCGUCCAAGCCGACCUCGUCGAUCGCUUGUCGUCUCUUCUCCUGUCCCUCCACCUCCCUCUCUCCGUCCAGUACUUUUCCAUCUUCCUUCUCACCAUGCGCCGCGAGUGGUCCGGAAUCGAUGCCCUGCGACUCGACAAGUUCUACCUUCUCAUCCGCAGGUUCGUCUCCAAGUUCUUCUCUCUACUGAAAACCAAUUCCUGGGAUCUGCAACUUGUGGAGAGCUUAAUGGGUGUUUUCGAUGAGGGGACUCUCUCCGCUCAGGAGAAUAAGGCCCACGGGAACGGUGUUAAUUACCACAUUGCCACUGUUUUUCUUGAGGAGCUUCGCCCUUUUCUACCGCUCAAGCAGCAGGUUCUGGAAGUGCUGUUGAAGCCUUUUAUUUCCGCUUUGGGGAGGGUCCACGAUAAGGUGUUGGUGGGGAAGAUUAGGUCUGGGGUGUUUGAUUUGUUGCUUAAGAAUGGGAAGGCGUUGUUGGGGGUUAAGAAGAGCGGGGGCGAGGUUGUUGACUCUAGUGACGAGGUUGUCGUUCUUGGAACUGUUGCCUUGACUAUGGGGUUUUCCGGGAGGUUAUAUGAAAUGGGUUCUUCUGCUGAGUGCUGGCAGGGAAAUAGGAAGGUGCUGUAUGCGCUGCAUUCUGAGUUUUUGAAGUUGGAGAAGGAGGCUGUGAAAUUGGGUGUUGAGUUUUCGAUUCCUGAUGUUGUUGAUGAAGAGGAAGUGCCAGAAUUGGUUCCACUAGGGCCCGCAGAGGUUGUUGGUAAUGGUGAGGUGUUGAAAAAGUGUGAGAAGGAUAAGGAGGUGAGUGUUAAUGGUGGCGAGAGUACGGAGAGGAGGAGGAAGAAGAAGAAGAAGGGUGAUUCGUCUGAUCUCGCUAGUGCUGAGCAGAGUGGGAAGGAGAAUGUGGCUAGUGAGAAUGGUGAUAAUGCUAAUGAUGGAAACGCGAUGGUGUUCAGUGAGACUGUCAUUGCUAACCUGCAAAAGCAGUUUGAGAAAGUGGCUGAGGAGACGGGUUUGGAUGAAGAAGAAGCUGCGAGUGUGUCUGAUUCGCCUGAGGUUGUGUCUCCUACCGGAAAAACUGUGUCUAAGAAGAGGAAGAGGACAAAGAGUUUGAAAGGGAAGGCCUCCCAGGAUUCUGCUGAUUUGAAUGGCGUUGUUGGUAAAGAGAGUGCCGUGGCAAAGAGUGGAGAAAAGAGUGCAAAGAAGGUAAGAUUUUCGAUGAAAAAUAACUUGGUGUGGAAACCACACAGUCCUUUACCUCCUCAGAGUUUGAGGUUGCCUCCCUCUGCGACACCCAGAGGAAGUGCACUCAAAAAGGGUGUGCCUCCUGGUCCCAUCAGGGAGAUGCCACCUCCUACCAAAAAGCAAAAAAUGAAGAAGGCCAGGAAGGCAAUUAAAGGUGUUUCUCCAUCUGUCAAACGCCUGAAGAAAUUAAAACUGCGUGCUGCAUGAAUGAUUUGUUUUCCGGAACCUUGUUAGGGUGUUAUGUUUCCAUGUCCUGUUUGUCAUACAGUUUUAGUUAUUGUUAUGAAAUUUUUGGAAGUUUAUUGUGAUAAUUCAUUUCUACUGCAUCAAUUGAAAAGCAAUUUGACUUGUAGUUUUUAA